CCGACAGUUGACAUGAGUAACUCACAAUCCGAAAUCGAGUACGAUGUCUUCCAAGGUCAUUUGGGUCACUUAACUUCUUCUCAAGAACGGAGUCUGCUCGACUUCAAACAAGCUUUGGAACAGGAUGGUCUGUAUUCCUCUUCCAGCCAUGACGAUCCAACCCUUCUUCGAUUUCUACGAGCUAGGCGGUUCGAUGUCAAACUAGCUCAGAAACAGUUCUCGGAUACGCAGCGAUGGAGGAAGGAACACAACGUAGACGCCCUUUUUGCAGACUUUCCUUCCGAUGAAUUUGAGGAUUCAAAGAGGUUUUAUCCAAGAUGGACUGGAAGGAGGGAUAAGGACGGACAUCCGGUAUAUGUCUAUCGUUUAGCUUCCAUUGCUUCUCUGCAACAAGAACUCCACUCAGUAGCUCCCGCCCGUCGCUACCAGAGAAUCGUGGUUCUCUACGAAGUCAUGACCCAGUUCGUCCUUCCUUUGUGCACCGCACUUCCUCACAAAACAUCAACGCCAAUAUCUUCCGCAACCACCAUCAUUGACCUCGAAAAAGUUUCUUUUGGUGCCAUGUGGGGUCUUCGGAAUCAUCUUCAAGAGGCCUCCAAACUUGCCACCGCAAAUUACCCAGAGACUUUACACACCAUUGCCGUCGUCAAUUCUCCCUCAUUUUUCCCCACCAUUUGGCGCUGGAUCUCGGCUUGGUUCGACGAGGGCACGGGGAGGAAGAUACAUGUACUCGGCACAGACCCUGGUCCAGUUCUCCGCAGCUUAAUCGAUCCCGCCGACCUCCCAGUAGUCUAUGGAGGUGUCCUCGAUUGGCAGUUCGAAAACGAGCCAAAUAUGGAUGAUCCAGCGAAGCAAGUUAUUCAGUCCAUGCCUAGAGGACCGGCAAUGUUCCUGGACGGCAACGUUCACUCGACUCACAAGCCCAUUGUACCAUAG
Molecule: messenger RNA, 936 nt
Organism: Marasmius oreades (fairy-ring Marasmius)
Lineage: Eukaryota; Fungi; Basidiomycota; Agaricomycetes; Agaricales; Marasmiaceae
Exons: 5
Coding region: 13-936 (307 amino acids)
Source: RefSeq, a predicted model, not a curated record